GGCGGUCCCCUUCCGCACCUCCACCCAGGAGUCACUGCGGAGGAUGAGCUCAGCUGUCUGCCUGUUAUGAUUAUGUCGCCAACACCCAAACACUGUGCGGCAAAACAGGCGAGUGGCGCUGAGCAUCGCGUCUAAUGAACGAGUGCGCAGGAAGAGCCAUGAGUCACGCAUGAGGUGCGCAGGAUGUCUUUCAAGAAGGAAACACCCCUGGCUAAUGCUGUGUUUUGGGCAGCGAGGAAGGGGAACUUGGCUCUGCUGCAGCUGCUGCUCAACAGUGGCCGUGUGGACGCCGACUGCAGAGACAGUGUACGGACGCUGCAUGUCCCGGCUGCUCAGCUGCACGCUUUAGCCAUAAGCCACCUGUGUAUGGAACCACGGCGCUGAUGGUGGCAUCGUACAGCGGACAUUAUGAGUGUGUCAAAGAACUUAUCAUGCAAGGAGCUGACAUCAACUACCAGAGAGAGCCGUGUCUAUUUUUAUCUUUGCAGACUGGUUCUACCGCCCUGUUCUUCGCCUCACAACAGGGACACUGUGACGUUGUGAAGCUCCUCUUUGAAUUCGGUGCCUCCACUGAAUUCCACACGAAGGACGGCGGCACGGCGCUAACCGUCGCCUCUCAGUACGGUCACUCCAAGGUGGUGGACACCCUGCUGAAGAAUGGAGCCAACGUUCAUGACCAGCUGAAUGAUGGUGCCACCUCUCUUUUCCUUGCUGCCCAAGAGGGUCAUGUGACUGUGAUUCGUCAGCUGCUUUCAUCUGGUGCCAAAGUUAACCAAGCAAGAGAGGAUGGCACUGCCCCCCUGUGGAUGGCAGCUCAGAUGGGUCACAGUGAGGCGGUGAAGGUGCUGCUUCUACGUGGUGCAGACCGAGAUGCCGACAGACAAGAUGGAUCAACAGCCUUAUUCAAAGCAGCUUUGAAAGGACACAACAGCGUCAUCGAAGAACUCCUCAAGUUUUCUCCUUCACUUGGCCUUCUCAAGAAUGGCUCUACUGCCCUGCAUGCUGCAGUUGUUGGAGGAAAUCUUCGAAGUAUUCUGCUGCUGCUUGGUGCUAACGCAGACCCCACACUAGCCAACAAGAAUAACGAACUCCCUGCAGAUCUUACAAAAAGCGAUCGCAUCCUUAAGCUUUUACAUCCGAAAAUCUCAAAUGGAAACAGCUGAUGACAGCCCAGACUCCUGCUUUCAUGCCUGCCUGUAAAACACUGUUGAUGUGUACUGAGAGGAAAAGACAACAGCGGUGUCAAAUCUACUCAAUUACAACAUGUACUGCACACAGUGCUUGCUUUAGAUUGCAGCUAAAAAUGAAAACUGUCAUAUGCUGAACAAACCUGGAUUAAGUAACACAAUAUAAAUUUGUCUGCCAUAUGCAUCAUUUAAUUUACGCUGUUGUUCUACAUUUAUUUUGUUUACCCUGGGUGUUGUAAGAUUUCUAGAUAUUUUGCACAAUAUUUAUUUGCCUUCUUAAAUAAAUGUAAUAAAGUGUCAUUUAAUUUAUUAAUGAA
This is a messenger RNA of Amphiprion ocellaris (clown anemonefish), 1504 nucleotides long. RefSeq names its product ankyrin repeat domain 29 (gene ankrd29). Gene Ontology annotation, molecular function: protein binding. The record is from RefSeq and is a predicted model, not a curated record. Bases 384 to 1163 code for a protein of 259 amino acids. The transcript has 10 exons. Lineage: Eukaryota; Metazoa; Chordata; Actinopteri; Pomacentridae.